AGGUGACCCAAGACAGCUGGAACAAGUGACCGCAAGACCACACUGUGGGUCCUGAGAGCUGCCUUUCCCAUCUGCUUCAGCCCUACACCAAGUAGUCCUGGAUGUGUCCAGCUCUUUACAGAGAUGUACAAAGCCUCACCUGUAUGGCCCGAAUCCCUGCCCAGCCCAUCUCACUGCUCUGGCCUGCACUAGACUUGAGACUUUCUACAUCGCAGCUGGAAAGAGGCAUCAAAGCUGUGGUGCCGGUGGAUUAUGACUGCAGGGGAGCUGUGUUGCAUCUGCAAAUCUCUGUUGUGCAUCAAGACCACAUCUGAGCCGCCCCACUGUGGAAACUGAAGAGCUGGCGAGGACGGUGCGGAGGUUCGGAGGCACACCGUGAUGGUGGGAGCCAUUCCACGGCAGCCACGCCGCUUCUGGGGGAUGCCUGGCUGGCAGGUGUCUUCAGCUAGUUGUGCCAACGACUACCCGCUGCAGGUCAGGGAAGUUAAUCUGGAGAAAAGCGGGGUUCUGCUGCAGAGGGAUGCUGUGCUGCAGUGCACCCGGUAGCAGAGGGCUCACCCGGAUGUCCUGAGCAAGGGAGGGGUCCAGCUCCCACCCCCUGUCCUUGCACCCUGACCUGUGGCACUUUACGGUCCCCCUCCCGCUGCUGCAUGGGCUGUUCUGACUCCAGCUCCGCUUGGAGUCCAGGUAAUUAAGGCUCCAUGCGGCACAUCCACGCGGAGACGUCCCUGCCCCCGGAGCACGGCACAGACCCCAGCCUGUCCCGGCCCAGUGGAGAGGCACCCUUGGAGCCUUCUGCACAGCGCUGCACCCACCGCAGCAUCCUGAUGGGCUACAACGAGACAGAGAUCAAGCGCCAGAAGGUUUACCAGGUCUCCAUCUUCUCCCAUCUCUCCAGCUCCUCUGAGAGCACGGAGCAGCGGGCAGGCAGCCGGCCAGCUGUCAAGAGGGGUUACCCUGAGCAGCGAACUCCUGAGGGGAGACGAGAUCCCAAACGAACUCACUGGGGUGGCGGGGGGGACGGCAAGCGUGACGGGGGCCCUGGGCAGGCUACCCUGGACGAUGAGGAUACCUUUGAGGAUGGUCUGCUGGUGGAGGAGCUGUCCCUGUGCGGCUCUGCCCAGCACUUCUCCCACAGCGGGCUGCGGGUGGUGGAGCACCGCUGCGAGUGCAGCCCUAGUCACAGCCCCAAGGCCAGCAGAGAGGACAAGUCACAGGAUGUCUCCUCCUCCUCCUGGCCCCAGCACAUUGCUUGCAGUACUUUGCACACGAGAGACAGUUGCUCUGUCUCAUCGGGGGAUCAGCCUACAGACUAUGGGGAUAAUGUGGAGCGAGCAAUUGGCCACAACUUACUUCACCUUGAUUUGCACAAUAUUGCACAAACAGCUCGGGUGGACUCUGGUGGGAAGAGAGAGAAGCCAGGAAGCAGCCCAGCACACAGCAGCAGGGCUAGCAGAGAGGAGGAAUGGGAAAUGGUGGCCAACGGGUGCAAGGAGCCCCCUUCUCCACAGACAGCAUUCAGCCCAGAGCCCAGCAACCUGAGCUCCCUGGAGAAGACACCCUGCGGGAGUAGCCAACACAGCAGCAGCAGCAACUGUCCAGCCAAAAGAAAGCUGCUGCCUGCUGGUGAGGUUGUGGCUGACUCCUGCUCUGAAGAUGAAAGCCUGUCCCUGCCAGCAAGGAAGAAGAGGGUCCUGCCGUGCCACCCAGUCCCAACAGCUUGCCGCAGCACUGAUGCUAAGGGGGCCCCGUUCUGGAAUCACCUGCUUCCCACGGCCAAGAGCUCUAUGGAUUGCACUGCAAUUGGGAGGAGGCUGAAGAGUGGGCUGCGCCUCAAAUCUCGACAUCUCCGGAGCAGUCUCCGGAGGGGCACCAGGUCCUCUGCAGCACCCUGGGCCACCACGAUCAUCAGCCAUGCUCUACUGGGCAACUUUGAGGAGUCGAUCCUGAAAGGACGCUUUGCACCGUCGGGGAGGAUUGAGGGGUUCACAGCAGAGAUUGGUGCCAGCGGCUCCUACUGCCCCCAGCAUGCCACUCUGCCUGUUGACGUCACCUACUUCGACAUCUCUGAACACAGCGUGCCCUCGCCUUUCCUGGGAGUGAUUGAUUUGGAGGGCUUGGGAAAGAAGGGUUACAGUGUCCCCAAAGCUGGAACCAUCCAAGUGACCUUAUUUAACCCCAACAAGACUGUGGUGAAGAUGUUCUUGGUGACGUACGACUUCCAGGACAUGCCGGCCAACCACAUGACCUUCCUACGCCAUCGCAUCUUCCUGGUACCUGUGGGAGAGGAGGAAGGGGCCAUUGUGCCCCCCCGAGACCCACUGGGCACUGACCCACCCCGCAGGGUCCUCUGCUACCUGAUGCACCUAAGGUUUCACAGCUCCAAGUCGGGGAAGAUCUACCUUCAUGACGACAUCCGGCUGCUUUUCUCCCGCAAGUCGAUCGAAGUUGACUCGGGGAUCCCCUAUGAACUCAAAUCCUUCACGGAGAUGCCAAGGAACCCCUGCUACUCACCUCGGGCCUGAGCCCAUUGCCCAGGGCCACCGGGGAGCCUCCAGCCCAGCACAUUGGGGAUAAAUGAGUAAAAGGCCACCCAGCAAGCACCGCUGUGAAGUAUUGCCCCGCCUGCACACCCCUGUCCUCCUGAGCAACAUGGACACCGUGCCCACGCCCUGCAGCAGGGCUGGGAUCACCAAGGGGGCUUCACCAGGAGGGGCAGAGGCUUGGGAGCAGUCCUGGCACGCCAGGCAUAUGCCCAGGCCUUCUGCUGGUGCUGCUUCCAGCUUAGAGACUUGGCUGUAGCUGGCAGGGUGGAGUGGAGUUGGGCUGGGGGUUCCGGGUGAGGCUGCCCAUGCUGGUCCCGGUGUUGGGAGCAGAAAGUGCAAAAGAGUUUGUAUUUAUUAGUAUUUAUUGUUGCAGGGAGUGCAGAGGCUUGUGCAGGAGAUUGGAGGUGCUGUGCUGUUCUUCCCCAACCCUGUUGGUGUUGGAUGAGGCCCCUGGCAGCAUGGGGCUGCCCAGGUUGGGGUGGGGCUGUGGGGGCUUUGAGGGUAACUGGGGAUGGGGACACCUUGUCUAAUGGAAGAGGGUGACCCCGCUCUUGUCCAGGGUGCACCUCCUGGGCCAGGGCUGUUUUAAAAGCACUGGAAGAGGCUGAGACUUGCUGGCCACCAGCUAGGAAGGUCCAGCCCCAAUUCGAGCAGCUUGGGGAAGCCUGGACUUGUUCUCUGACCUGUUUAGAGUGAGCCAAGACUCCGAGAAGUCUGGGGCUGGCAGAGAAGUGGCCAUUGCCGUGGAUCCUGGGGAUAAGAGUCAUGGCUGUCUGACAGAUGGGGAUAUGGGGCUCUGAGCAUGGGGACAGCCCUCCUGGCUGUGCUGUGGAUCUGAGAGAAGGCAGCAGAGAUUGCCGAAAAAAAUCAGAGCCUUGCACUGCACAUGCGGAGUGAAUCCCAUCCUGGAGGGGACUUUGGGCAGGGUCCUGGCAGCAGUGUGAUCAGGCACUGGAGGAUGGCCGGGAGCCCUGGCUUAGUCCCUGGGAGGAGGGGAAGCAGCUGAGGAUAUCAAACAGGAGUUGGACUGGACCUUCACGUGGGGGUUUGGGGGUGAUCUGGAGCAGUGCCAGUCUCUGCUGCAGCCUUGGGAGCUGCGGGCCAAGCCCAGAGUGGGUCAGAGAGGUCAGAGGUGCGGGGGGGGCAAGGGAAAAACGAGCUUGCAUGUACCCCAUCUGCAUCACCCCUGUGAACUGGGGUCUUUGCUAGGCUCUUAGAGCCAGUUCAGGCUGGGGUAAUCCCCAGCCCCUCUCUGUAAGGGACAGGUGCCCACACCACCAUACGCCAGCCUGCACGGGGCUGCCACCUCCCAGGGGUGGGCACGACCCCCGGGCCGGGGGCUCCCUGGGCUGGCCGUCAUUUUAACCAAAGCCCACCCCGCUGUUGGUCCG
Messenger RNA from Athene cunicularia (burrowing owl), 3937 nucleotides. It is a transcript of the gene ATOSB, whose product is annotated as family with sequence similarity 214 member B. NCBI's taxonomy places the organism in Eukaryota, Metazoa, Chordata, Aves, Strigiformes, Strigidae. The record is from RefSeq and is a predicted model, not a curated record.